This is a messenger RNA of Aspergillus ochraceoroseus IBT 24754, 2376 nucleotides long. RefSeq names its product Zn(II)2Cys6 transcription factor domain-containing protein. NCBI's taxonomy places the organism in Eukaryota, Fungi, Ascomycota, Eurotiomycetes, Eurotiales, Aspergillaceae. The transcript has 4 exons. Gene Ontology annotation, molecular function: DNA-binding transcription factor activity, RNA polymerase II-specific; zinc ion binding. The coding region runs from base 338 to 2161 and encodes 607 amino acids. Gene Ontology annotation, biological process: regulation of DNA-templated transcription. The record is from RefSeq and is a predicted model, not a curated record.
GCUGAUCGCUGCACCUCCUCAACCAUCCAUCCCACUCAUUUAUUCUCUUCUUCAUGAAUCUGACCUGUUCUCCUUUCUUUUCUUUGUCUCCUUUCUUGUCUUCUUUCUCCUCUCUCCUACCCAGAUCCAUGGAUUCACAUCACUGCUUAUCCAUGGAAGGCUACGUGCAGGAGUUCAUCUGAUUGUCCGAACCAGCGGAUUGCCCCAACUUCUGACCCUCUUCUCCUUCUCCUUCUCCUUCUCCUUCUCCUUCUCCUUCUUCCUCUUUUCUUCUAUCUUUCUGACUUCCUCUCUCUCCCUCCUCAUCCUAUUCUCAGCCUUGUUGUCGUCCAAAACCAUGAGCAACACAGUCUCCGACCCUCCCAAUAAUACCCCCAAACCUACCGCUCGCAAAAAGAUCCGUCCAACCUAUUCUUGCCUGAGUUGCCAUAAACGCAAAGUCAAGUGCGACCGCGUCAAACCAUGUGGUGCCUGUUGUCUUCGAGGCACUCCAUCCGAAUGCGAAUACGGCACUAGCAAACGGGACCGUCACUUUAUCCACCAGUCGACUCGGAUUGAAAAUCUCGUGCGCACAUGCGAAUCCUUGAAACAGCAACUCGCAGAGGCCCGUCGCCUGGCCAGUUUACCCGCGACCAAGGACGACGACGACGAGGAGGAGGAGGAGGAGGAAGGAGAACUACCCCAUCGCCCAUACCCGAUCGCAGAGAGCAGCGAUGACGAGAUCGAGAACGAGGACGAGGUGUUCGACCAACCCUCCGUCUCCUCCUCGUCCCCUUCGUCCUCAAUGUCAGCCGGUUCGCAGACUCGCUCGGUGAACGCCAUACGGGACAGACAACCGCGCAAAUCGAGUACGUACGACCUGUCAAGCCAGAAAUCCACCGCUCUUGUUUCACACCCUGCUUUUCCGAGAUCUCCAUUGCAUGAUAAGGCUCGACUGACAGACCCAGCGCUGUCCAAUGCCGUGAUCGAGCUCUUUGUGGACCGGCUCAUCGACAACUUUAGCCCGCGUAAUAUUCCCGGCACCAUUGCGCUUCGGGAAGCCUCCUCGAUGCGAGUUUUCUCGCCCUUGCUGUGUAAGGCAUUCGAAGCCGCCUCGUUGACCUUUGCUGGCCGGCACGAUGGCAAUCGCUACGUCGAGUUGGCCGGUCAUACCCGUUACGUCCGCAUGCUUCGAAUGUUGCAAAACUCCUUGCAGGAUGGGGAGGGCCGCAACUCUACCGAAGUUCUCGUCGUCGUUCUCCUUUCCACCAUUAUCGAGGCGUUCAAACAAACGUCUCAAGACUCGAUUCUCAAACACCAGUUGGGGGGACUAGAACUUCUCAAGGCAAGGUCCCCUUACCGUCAUCGUCAUGGGAUUGAGCGGUCGCUCUUUGUGGAUCUCCGCCUAUACUGGGUCACGGCAGCGCUAGCGCACCGGCAGCCGACGUUCAUGGCGAGUAAAGAGUGGCUCACCGUUCCCUGGCCCACCGAAGCCCCGGCCAAAGACAUCCUCCACCGUCUACUCGACGUCGCCGUGCAUAUCCCCGGUUACCUCGCGCAGGUCGACGAAUUAUCCGCCCGGCUCCGAAGCUACGACGGCAAUCAAGGCGCCAUGUCCCCGGGCGAGCUCGACCUGCUACAAUCGGCCGUCUGGGGGCGCGCAACAGAACUGCAAUCCCAGCUCCACAUAUGGAAGAGCGUCUACGCCGACCGGUACUGCCCCGGCGCACCAUGGGAAGACAUGGCAGAAGCCACGGCGGCAGCACCGGCUCUCGCGCAGGAUUUCCCCGUCUUCCGAUGUCGCAACGCAAGCACGAUGCAAGUCUUCGUCCCCAAAUCCUUGGUGUUCCCGGACCUCCUCCACGCGACCUCUCUCACGUUCUACUGGGCGCUCUUCCUCGUGAUCUCCCCCCGCGACACCGGCCUCGUCACUGUUCUGGGUCUCCCGGAACGAUACCAAUAUGCGUGCAAUAUCUGCCGUAGUAUGAAAUACUACGUGGAACAUAUCCCCGGCUCGCUCGUGUCGCGGAUCAUGUUUGUUCUCCGGGCGGCUUUUGACGCCUUUGCCGAUGAUACCCUGGAGAAGGAGUUUAUUUCGCAAUUGUUUUCCUUUAUCGGGCGCAAGUUCCAGUUUCCGGUCUUCACCAACAAAUGCACUUCUUCCUCGGUGCGAAGCUCAUAAUAUAUCGUCUCUGAAUCAUUCCUCGCACACCUUGAUGAUACCGACGACUCUUUCUAGUGGAUCGAUUCACCGUCAGCUGGCUGGCGAUCUUAUACCCUAUGAUAAUGAUGGCUUACGACUUGCUCUGUAUUCUUUCGCUGUUGAUCUGUGGGACUGAUACCUCUUUUUUUUUUUUUUAAUUAUAAUUCCGAUCGAGCAGAGUGAACUACCACGAC